This is a messenger RNA of Conger conger (European conger), 4028 nucleotides long. It is a transcript of the gene faah2b, whose product is annotated as fatty acid amide hydrolase 2b. Lineage: Eukaryota; Metazoa; Chordata; Actinopteri; Anguilliformes; Congridae. The coding region runs from base 60 to 1649 and encodes 529 amino acids. The transcript is spliced from 11 exons. The record is from RefSeq and is a predicted model, not a curated record.
GCUGGGAAUGCGGUGGGGACUCAGGUACUCCGCUGUCCUGUCAAAUUGAUUCAGUUGACAUGGCGCUAACUCGCUUCGAGCGGCUGCAAGCGUGGAUUCUUCGCACUUUCAGUAAAGUGCUCCUCGUCCUCUUUCGGUUGCUCGCACCUCGACCGUCUGAUGGGUCUUCCAAGCUCGCACCGAUCACCAAUCCUCUCUUGAUGGUCUCUGGCACACAGCUGGCUCAAAAAAUUCGCAUCAGGGAGGUGUCUUCCGUGGAGGUGGUACAGGCCUAUAUCGACAGGAUCGAGGAAGUCAAUCCUCUUCUCAAUGCUGUGGUCAAAGACAGGUUCUCAGCUGCUCUGCAAGAGGCUGCCCAGGUGGACAGGCUGAUUGACGAAGAGGAGGAUGGUGAAGAUGUGCUGAAGGACAGGCUGCCUUUGCUCGGCGUUCCGUUCACUGUCAAAGCGGCCGUCGCUCUCCAAGGCAUGCCCUUGUCUGCUGGUUUGGUGAGCAGGAGAGGGGUCAUUUCCGGAGUGGACGCUCCCCCCGUGGCCCUGCUGAAGAGGGCCGGUGCAAUCCCACUGGGCAUCACAAACUGCAGCGAGCUUUGCAUGUGGUUUGAGUCCCAUAACCGGCUGUACGGCAUCACCAGAAACCCCCACGACCUCAGCCGGAUUCCCGGGGGCAGCUCUGGUGGAGAGGGCAGUAUUUUGGCGAGCGGGGGAUCUGUUAUUGGGGUUGGGUCAGACAUUGCGGGUAGUAUCCGUAUGCCCGCGUUCUUCAACGGCAUCUUCGGACAUAAACCAAGCGCAGGCAUCGUCUCUAAUGAAGGUCAGUUCCCUCCGCUCUCUGGCAUGGAAGAUGAUUACCAGUCGACUGGACCCAUGUGCCGCUAUGCUGAGGAUCUGCUGCCCAUGCUGCAGAUAAUGGCUGGACCCAAUGCAGAAAGGCUGUGCCUGUCGGCGCAGGUGGACCUCAGGAAGCUGCGGUUCUUCUCCGUGUCCCAUGAUGGAGGCUCUGUGCUCGUCUCCCCCGUGGACCAGGAGCUGCUGCAGGUCCAGAGGAGGGUGGUGGAGCAUCUGGAGACUGACCUGGGGGUCAAAGUUCAAGAGCUGCGUUUUCCCCAGUUGAAAUACUCGUUUCAGAUCUGGAGUGACUUCAUGAGUUUGCCAGACCAAGACGGCAAGCCCCCCACGCCCUUCGUGGUGUCAAUGGCCGACCACGGGAAGAAGGUGUGGCCACCGUGGGAGAUGGUCAAGUCGUUCCUGGGACUGUCCUCCCACACCUUUGCGGCUGUCGGACUCGCCCUGAUGGAGAUGGUGCAGAGCUCCGAGCCUGACCCGUUCAUCCUGCAGCAGAAGGAGGACCUCCAGAAGGAGCUGGAGGAGGUGCUGGGGACAGACGGGGUGCUGCUGUACCCCUCACACCCCCUCAUCGCCCCAAAACACCAUCACCCCCUCUGCACCCCUUUCAACCUGGCCUACACAGGGGUCUUCAACAUCCUGGGCCUUCCGGUCACGCAGUGUCCCCUGGGCCUGAGCCAGGGGGGGCUCCCCUUGGGGGUGCAGGUGGUCUCCGGGAGGGAGCUGGACCGGCUGACUCUGGCCAUGGCGAUGUACCUGGAGAAGGCCUUCGGGGGCUGGAGGGAUCCUGGGGCCUCAUCCUGAGCCCCCCGUCCGCCCGCCCGCCCCCCCCCAGUCUGCCCCUGACUAUGGGACUCAAAACACACAACCGCUUCCUCCUGCUUCAGCGCUGUCGUGUCUGGAGGGCCGACGGACCGUCUUUAAACGUACGUCAAGGCUGCUCGCCUCAACGCACUUUAGGAACCUCGGCCGCUAGCGAUGCGGGCGUUGUGCGUAGCUUAGCAUACUGCAUUAAGGCUUGCGUCACCUCUGCAGCAUUCGAUGAGUUCUGUUAUAGUCAUGAGAUUGCGAUGUGUCCCUUAACGUAAGCCAGGCUUGGCCCUCCAUACAUCUCAACGCAUGAAGUUUUAAUGAAUGUCAACAUUUUUAACGUGUCAAAGAUUGAUGCGGUGACGCCUCUAAACGACAAAGUGUUUUCACUAAACAUAUCCGUGUAUAACGAUCACUAAAUCUCAAUCCACAUUCACAUCUACGCUUGCUAAUGUCUGUGGCGGGAGAUGGCUGGUCACAAGAAUCUACAUGUAAAAAUCCUAAUCAAAAUCACGAAUCCAAUCCUUAAAUCCUGUCACCUACCGAACUGUCCGAUAAACGACACUAACGGUGCGGCCCUCCGGCCGCUCUCUCCCAGCCUACAGGCCGGACCGGGCCCUCGCACCGCCUCUCAGAGCUGCCAAUCAAAGGACAGCAGGCCUCCCAUUGGUCUGGUCAGCCCUGUUGAGGAGCUGGUGUUGGGUACCUGGCCCUUUGGCUGUGCAGGGACCAGGGAGCUGUGAAGCAUCGUCGUUUUUAAAUGCCAGGAUGAAAUAUGGCCGCCGCGGCAAGUGAGAUUCCGAAUUAUGAAAGUCCCGAUUAUAAUCCCGAAACUAUUUCUCCUUCCUCGUGCCCAGGGUAUAAAAUGCAAGGUUCUAGCAAGACCCAUAAUGCAAUGCUCCACUUGAAAAAGAGAGGAGCAAAUUAGUGCCUUGUAAAACGGAGGAGGCAAUAUUAUUUUUGUGCAAUACGUUUUGUGAGGUUCAUGAAUAAUUACGAUGGGAGGGGAGAUUAAGAACUGAGAAUUUAACUUUAUCAGAUACUUCAGCCUACUCAUUUGUGUUUUUGUUUUUUUGUUUUUAAACCUGGCUGUUGUCUUUUAUUAUCAAUCAAAAUAAUAGGAUGGUUGUUAUGAAUUAUUCAUAAACCUUCCAGAGUGAUCUGCGCUUCAUUGUACGUCGCUCUGGAUAAGAGCGUCUGCUAAAUGCCUUCUAAUGUAAUGUAAUGUAAAAAAAACUUGCACCAUGGUUACUGUGGACUACCACUUCCUGUAUAGGUUGCAGAGCAACGGUUGUUUACUUGUUGCACAUCACAAAUUUUGUUGCAACAUACGUCCCUCGAGGGAACACAACAGGGGAAGGGAAUGCGUUAAAGUGGAAUCGAAGGCAGGCCUUGGAUCAAUGACAUGACCCAACUGGUGCACAUCCUGAACUCAUCCCACUCAGCAACGCUGCGUCACCCAGGGAACCACACCUCCCGACUGAACACAUACUGAACACAUACUGAACACACACUGAACAUGACUGCAGGCCAGGCAUUGCGAAUAUAAACUGCACCAAUGUAAUCUAAUUUAGGGAAAUUAAUGUAAUCGAACGUACGUGUACAUAAGUGGACAAUCAUAAAAAUUGUGUUGAUGUGCUUCACAAACUAGGGAUUCACAGACAGCCUCUAAGCCUUACAUAACUGUAUGCAAUGAAUUAAAUGGAUGGUUCAAUUUUAUUAAUUCCUUCUCCAUUAUCAUAUUCCUGUGUGAGGUCUGGCUCAAACGUUUUAUACAUAUCUUAUAAAGAUAUGCAUCAUUAUAAGGUCUUUGCUGCAACUGUAGUUUGAAAUUACAACCAUCGAUGGCAUGCCUUUUUGUUGAUUAUUCAAUAUUUUAGUUAGACAAUAGUUGCAAUAGUUGAUUUAAGAUUUUCCUUUUAAAUUACUUGCUUGAAUAACCUUGCUGUUGCUUGGCUUCCUUUGUUUGAAAACAGACAGAGGAAGCUGAUGAUGGUAGAAUUUCAGCAUCAAAUAUGUUGUGAAUUUAAUCAAUGUUAUUAUCGAUAAUGGGACGUGAUUGUCUGCAUUGAAAGGUGAAGUUGUACAUGUUUGAUUGUAAAUGGAACUGGAGGAACAAAAUGAGGGCCAGGUUUGCUGCAGACGGCACAGGCCCAGAAACAGCGUGGUCAUAAGACCAUGUACACAAAGCAAAUACAGGUAAAGGUCAAAGGUUAAAGACAAUGCUGCCUCCAGAGGGACUGCUUUCACUAUGCAAGAUGUCCGUUCCAUUAUGACAUUUGAUCACUUUUUUUUUUUUUUUUUUUCAUUGGCAACAAUGUAACUGUUACUGUCCUAAACACUAUCUCAUAAAUAAAGCAUCUUUUUACAGUU